Drosophila obscura is the source of this 447-nucleotide messenger RNA. RefSeq lists its product as uncharacterized. Bases 59 to 337 code for a protein of 92 amino acids. The record is from RefSeq and is a predicted model, not a curated record. The transcript is spliced from 3 exons. NCBI's taxonomy places the organism in Eukaryota, Metazoa, Arthropoda, Insecta, Diptera, Drosophilidae.
CGGCUGGAAGUCACGCCUGCCACUUUGGAAGAACCUUCUAGUUUUCAGAAUCAUUUUCAUGGAUCGAUCGAACAUGCAGCUCUUUGCAGUUCUCCUCUUUGUAUUAGCCCUCAUCCAAGUGGCUACACCCGAAUCACUAUGCCUGAACACCUGUCCGACUCCCGAUGGCAAAACAGUUUGUGCCUAUAACGGCUGCUUCUUCAACACGGAGUUCUGCACCAUCAAAACGUUCAACUGCCAUCGCCAGGUGAAGGGAAUGAGCGUGGUGAAAGUGGUCUCUGAGGGAGUGUGCAACAACGAGACCCAAACCCCAUAUUGCACAACCGUGACCUUUUAGAUCUUGUGGAGAGCUUUCAAUUUAUUCAUUACUGAAGCGAUUACAAAUGUAUUUAUAUGUAUGAACUGAUGAUGAUACAUGUAUGAAUAUAUCUAAAACUUGACAAUGUG